AUGAACAUGCCGUUGGAUGAAAACGAAACAAUCCAGUUCACGACAACAUUGUUCGCCCUCGUACGAACGUCACUGCAGAUCAGAAUGACGGGAAAUAUGAAUGCGAACGACACGAAAUUGAGAAAGAUGAUUACUCAAGAUUGGCCCAACAUUAUGCCACGAGUCCUCGAUAAAAUGAUUCCCAAACAAUCGGGUAAGAAGUGGGUAUACGUUAUUUCGCUGAUCUCGGAAUGACUAACCUGCUUGCCGCCUGGAAUUUCCAAGGGGGGAUAAUUAUCCCCCUUGGAAAUUCCAGGCGGCAAGCGGGCUACAAAAUGACAUUUCGUCAAAAAUUUUUUCUUCAAGAUUGGUUUAGAAACAAACUUGGAGUAGAGUUAGGUUACGAGUAGGGUUAGGAUUAGUGUUAGAUUACUGUUAGUAAAACUGUUGAUUGUUACGUUUUGUCACUCUGAGGCCAGCGAAAUAACCUGUUCCAAGUAGUUGGGGUGUGCUAAUGAUCCUUACUUGCAGCUGAGAGCUAAGCUGAAUUGUGAAGGACGCAGCUCAAACCUUAUCGACUUUCUAAGCUAGGUGCCUCUGGCAGCCAUCUUAUGACUUAUUUCUGAUCACUGGGCACAGCUACGGUGGAAGAGUCAGUAUAGGGGGUCAAUUCCUACCCACCCGUGGGAGAAAACCGGUGUACCUGGAGAAAACCCACGACUUUUGGUAGAACGUUCACUGACUCUUUUCACACAAGUGUCAUGAGUCCGCAGCAAGAAUCCAACCCACGUGAUCAACACUUAUUUCGAAUCAUGUUUCAGUGUUAAGUUGUCAUCAAAUGACGGUGGGCAAGAUCUACUGUGCUAAACUCAUGGUUGAAAACUACAGACAAAACAAGAGAAGAAAACAAUUUGACAUUCUGGAUGAUGAUGAAUUCAGAAGACAGGUACAGUUUUUUGGUAGUCAAGGAUGUUCUAAUUGUUCUAGCUAACCUUAUAAUUAUUCUAAUUGGAAUAUGUCCACCUUAUAGUUAUUCUAAUUGGAAUAUAUCCACCUUAUUUUUAUUCUAAUUGGAAUAUAUUUACAUUAUAGUUAUUCUAAUUGGAAUAUAUCCACCUUAUUUUUAUUCUAAUUGGAAUAUAUUUACAUUAUAGUUAUUCUAAUUGGAAUAUAUCCACCUUAUUUUUAUUCUAAUUGGAAUAUAUUUACAUUAUAGUUAUUCUAAUUGGAAUAUAUCCACCUUAUUUUUAUUCUAAGUGGAAUAUAUUUACAUUAUAGUUAUUCUAAUUGGAAUAUAUCCACCUUAUUUUUAUUCUAAUUGGAAUAUAUCUACAUUAUAGUUAUUCUAAUUGGAAUAUAUCUGUAGAAAUGAAACUGUGAUCUAAGAGCUCAUUAAAGUAAUUCACCUUUUUUUAACAGAGACCAGAGUCAAUAUUCAAACGUCUCGUUGGCUCAAUGACACGAAGCAUGCGACAGAGGCGCGCGUCAAGUAUCAACGGCCUGGUACCUAGUGAAGAAACUCCAGACGGACGCGAUAAAGCUUAUCUCAGACAACACAGGUAUGUGAUAUUUACUUUUUAAUAAAAAAAUAUGUAGGCAUCCAGUAUAAAUAAGUUGCCGAAAUUUUAUCUGAUAUGUAAUAUUAUCACAAGUGAUAGAAACUCGAACGGUCUUUGCAGGCGAAGCACAGAUAGACAUAGUAGUACAUUCUGGAGUGUAGCUUACUCUGUAGCAAACUCUGAGCCUACGAACGUCCUGACGAAAGGCCUUCAGCGUCGAAAUUUUAUUUGUAUUUUUCGAGUAUAUUUGAAUCUCUAUCCAUCUGCAAUUUUCUCACAAAUAUUUUGACUACGUGUAACGCCCGUAGCGUAAUCUAUACAAUAUUAUCAACUGAUAACGUCUGUGUAAUUUCAAAUGUUAUUUGUUCAGCACAUAAUCUUAUCAGCUGUUAAUUGACUUUCCGUCAUGAAACUCUUGCUUCGCGUGCUUGUCUCACUUUCCUAUACUUGUAGUUUUUGAACAUUUCAAAGUUUACGCGAUAUUUUAUUGACAUUGAUUGUCAAAGCAUUUGUAUUUUAUUGUCGAUAAUAACAUUUGUGGUGAUUAUAUCACUGUUAUUCAGCCCAUUUUUCUCAUUAGUAACUUUUCUAUCGAUCGAGGAAUACUUUUACUCUUUAUAGAACUUUAUAAAGAUUAUAUAUAGCUUUAUAAAAUUAGACAAAAAAUAAAAACAUUCAUUUUUUUGUAGCAUAUAUAUGUAUUUUGUAUACGGAGUUUAAUUAAGAAAUGUGUAUAAAUAAUGCAUACUUUUGUGGUUGUCAAAGAGUAAGUAUACGUUUGCAAAGCCAUCUGUCCUUCGUUUGCCUGAAGAAUCUGUGGUCUAUAUAUAGCACAACCAUUGUUCGGAUUGCUUGUCGUUGUUCGUCGUCGUUGUCCGUUCGUCGUCGUUGUCCACUCGUCAUAAUAUAUUUCUCAACAUUAAUGAUGCAGAGCAACACUUGAUUAAUAACUACAACAACAUUUUUUCACAAUCGUGAAAACUCGAAGUUUUAUUUAAGUUUAUCUCACACUUUAAGUUUGAGCCAAGAAGGCUUAAUCAGGAACUUGAAAUGGGUUUGAUUCGCACUCUCGGGAGAAUACUCUCACCUGGGGCGAGCCUACGGUGAACUUGGAAAAAUCAUUUUUAAGACCCACUUUAUGGUAGACUGUUAAUGAGAUUGAAAAUUGUGUCUACAAACCUGAUAAACCGACUAAACUGUGUAUAGUUAUAAUGUUUUGAAAUUUAACUGUUGUGCAUUCAUUGUGGUGUGAUCACAACUUAAUGGUUGACUUAUUGUUUCAAAAUGUCCGACCAAUUUAGCAUUUGUAAUUUAGCAGACUGUAAUUUAGCAGACUGUAAUUUGGUCGAAAAAGCAACUGAUGUUUUUGACUCUGGUGUAUACUUAAUCAGUUUUAAUCACACAUGAGAAAGCGUAUCCUAUAUGCUUAAUGUUUAUUCAUUUUUGGUCUCCGCCAACCACAAUUGUUGCAACUAUUAUAUUAAUCAUCUUGUAAUGUUUGAAAAAUAUAAACUUUACUGCCGGAAGCAUUUAAUUCAAUCCCAAUGAUCUCGUAUGUAAUAAAGUUCAUUCCAUUUUAUUUUUUUCUACCCACGUUUUUUUUUAAAUUACAAAGUAAUUGAAAAUUCGUUUUAACUAAUGUAUAUAGUCACAAAAUCCAAUUUCUAGUAAUAAUUCAUGAGAUUUCAUCAAGCUUUCUAAAAACAAUAAAAGUUAUUAGAUCCAUAGAGGGCAGAUGUUCCAUGUGGGAAGUACUUUAACUUUCAAAAUUAAAAAAUAUUGUUCAUCUUAGGCUUCAAAUAAUUUUCAGGUCGAAACUAGAACGUUCGUAUAAAUAAAUGAAUACUAUCAAGUUGAAAAUUGAGGUGUAUUUGAGCGCAAAGUGAUCAAUUGUAUCGUGUAGCUGUAACCUAAAACAUCUAUUUGACAAGUAUUCAACUAUUAUAUGCAUAUAUUUGGAGCCUAACAUCAGCUGAUAGCGUUUUGUCGCUGUGGAAACAGGGGAUGAAUUAUUAGUUUCGUUGCAUACAGACAUGUUGAAGAUGUGUCUCCCUUUGGCAAAACUUAAAUUGUUUAAAAGGUAUAGCUUUAUGACCAUCACUGAACCUUUAUGGCAAUCGCUGUGUCAAGUAACGUUGUUUUGUAUAUAUAAAGGGAAAAUUACUGGCGCUUUUGCAGCUGUGCUUUCGAUGAUUUGUGAACAGAGUAAACAGUUUUGGUCUAACCAGAUUUCAAUUCAAUAGAGUAUAUAGUCUUAUAGAUGCUAUUGUAUUCUAUUUAUUAUUUUAGCGAUAUUUUAGUCUUACAUUUUGCAACCACAUUUAGCCCACAUUGUGUGGCUGUCGGCAGUAUUUCAAGACACCUAAUUAUAUCCACAACGCUGUACAUUAUUUGAUAAGAAGUUGUUAUUUCACGACAGGAAGAAGAAUGUCUUGUGUUGCCUCGCACUUUAAGUGGAAAUAUAAGAAAUAUCUAAAACUUUACAUUGAAUAUAUUUUUGUUAAUUUUAUCUAGCGAGUCUCUAACAAUGGAAGACUUGAAGCGCAGUUCAUCGUGUCAUAACUUUAGUUCAGAAAAGGUAUGUGUAUCACGAAGUAAACUAAUUCUAUUACUUCUAUUUAUACUGGAUAGCUAGCUCUCAAUUCAAAAUAGUAAUUUAAAAACUAACAUGGUAAUGUAUAUAUAUAUAAUCUAACUUUUCACUUUUAGUUCAACAAUAACCCAGUCUAAUUUCAUAAAUUUCAUACCGCAUUAAAAUGAUAAUAUACUAACGAUUGGAAUGAGCAAUAUAAAGAUACUACAAAGCACUAUUUGUUGUGCAGACAUUUAUCUAAACUUUUUUGUAAGAUUUUUAUGUGAUAAGUUCUCUCAGUAGUAUAUAUUCACCUAUAAUAUUCAUUCGAAAUUCUCACGCGUAACUAUAAAAUUAAAUCCACUUAAAGUAAUGCGUAAAAUAUAAACAUCAUGUAAACUAACUUUAAUUUCAGGCUAAACGACGCCAAGAACUAAACUCCAGUCCUCUUAUAAAACACGCGGUCAGGCCAACACUCUCCGCAUCAUCCUUGCCCCAGACCUCUCACCGUAAACAUAAAAUCUCGACUGCGAUGAGUCUUCCUUUAACAACUGUCUUCAACGAAGAUAAAGAUGAGAGAUUAAACCAUGGUAAAUCAUUUUAAAAUAUUAAAUUUUUAAACUUCUGCCACGAUUGAAAUCCACGGUUAUUAAAACAACAAAACAUGGCCGCAACAGGUUUGUAACACAAGCUAAAUAACAUUUUAAUACUGAACUUACACGCGUCAAAGGCGAUCAGUCAUGGUCGUGACGUCAUCUAGCCAUAACCAAAUUUGAACAUAAACGCAUUAUUGCAAAGCAACUUGGAUUUUAAUGAUGAGCGCUCAACUCAGUUUUGAAUAUGCAUGGCUAAUAACCGAAAAUUAAAAUUCACUAAAUUUGACUUGUUGCCUAUACAGCGAAUUGUUUUAAUUUGAACCAUUGCUUUUUCACCCUAAAUAGUUUUCAUCCUGUACGUGACGGACACUAGGAGGGGGCAGAGGGAUUUCUGAAAGCAUUUGAAUGAUAGCUAAAUAACUGUUAACGAAGCUGUAACAAUAAUUUUUCAACCAUCAAACUAAGCAUCGGUAGGCUAUAAAUUAAGCUAUGUAUUGCAUGAAAUUUGCGGCAAAAAGGUUUAAAGGACUAAAAUUUUAUGCAACAAAAGGUGGUCACAUCUUGACAGCCUAAUCCUCCCACCCCCAAUAUUUCACGAAAUGUCGGCCACUGUUUUUCUCAUGCAGUUAUUAAUGUAUCGUGAUUUUAUUUUUGUUUCCUAUUUUCCAGUUCCUGGCAGUUCCAAACAUGAGGAAACAGCAAAGGUCCAUAUCAGCUCAACACAUACAUCACGAAAUAGAUACAAACCUAAACUGAAACAGACACCAAGUAUUGUGAUCAACUCUCCUCCGAGUAGUGAGAGGCGAGCUGUCAACCACGCUGACAUUUACGUAGAGGAAUCCUUGACACAAGGAAAAAAUGUGGGGGAAUUUAUGCCAGACAGAGACGGCAGAAUUUCUCCUUUUAGCAAAGAAUCAGGCAAUAAAGAGACACCACGGGUUUUACAACAACAGAAUAAAGAUUUAUCUAUGCAAUUUAUACCCAAUAAAGGGAGGGAGUCGUACUUUCCGAGUGAAAAACAGGAGAAUUUGUACGAAUAUGAAAUAUAUGCAGACAAUGUAAAUAGAAAAUCACCAAAUCAAAUGAAUUUAACUGAAAAUUAUCGUGGUUUACAAAGACACGGAGCUCACGGUCUUGGAACACGGAAUGUUGAUAUUGGAGCACGCAAUGUUGAUACUGGAGCACGCAAUAUUAGUCCUGGAGCACGAAUUGUUAGUCCAGGGGCACGAAAUGUUGACCCAAGAACACGCAAAUUAAGUGCGGAAGCACGGAAUUUAAGCCCAGGAGCACGUAAUGUAGAACAGAGCUCAUCAUCUGACGAAGAGAGAGGUAACAAAACAAACUCCCAGGGUGUCAGAAUGUCACCAAGCAUAUUUUCUGAACGCAUUGAUAACCCAGAAGGAUUUCAAAGACCUAGACCUAAAUAUAUAAGCCAGGAUGGUACUGACGGUAGUAGUUUAUACAGAGUUAGAAACAAUGUGUCACCAGGUCAAAACAGCACAAACAAACAAACAUCACGUCAAAUACCAAGGCAAAGUCAAUCCGAAAGUAAUCUAAAGUCAAAAGGUAUGCCGGAUAGGACAUUGUACCCGGUAGUAAAGACGUUCUCGGAUCCAGUCAGCAUUCAAGCUAGUCAGACGCGCAUUGAACCGAGGGAUUCAAAGUUUUCUUCUGAAACAAGUUUGGUAGCCAAUAAUGCUUUUGGCAUGGAGAAAAAGAGUCCUGAGAGUGCUUUGGAUAGGAAUGAGAGGCAGAGUCCUAGGACUAGAGGGAAUAGUCCGUUUUCAAGAAGACGAGGGAACAAAGAUCUUGAAAUAGACAGAGAACAAGACACGUCUCCGCUCGUAAGUAGAGAACUAGACAGACAAGGUUAUGAGGACAAGCAUAAUAGAGCUACUUUUCAAGCUGAUAGAAGCAAAGGACAGCCAAAGACGGGCUUUAAUGAAGCACCACUUGAAAUGGGGAAACAUCCUUACGAAGCAAAGCGCACUAAAGACGGGUUACUAGCUGAUAGGAACACACAAAACAGAGAGACGUUACCAUCUGAAAAGAGCUCGAACAGGGGACGCACGAACAAUUCAUUUCAAGCUGAUAAAGGCACAAGUGAAGUUUCAGCUCAUAAAGACACAAAUAUAGGAGAAACCCAGGCUGAAAGACCACAAAGUGAAAUUUUUGGUGGUCUCUUAGGCGAGACAGACACUAGCCAUUCGGCUGAAUAUUAUGAUCGAAUGAUCAGUAAAAUUAACGAACAGAUUAAUCUGGCUGUGAGUAGGAACAAAAGUCCUUAUGCUCUUUAUGGCCUGGGCUCGGAUGACGAUGAUGAUUGGUGCUAA
Molecule: messenger RNA, 7039 nt
Organism: Paramuricea clavata
Lineage: Eukaryota; Metazoa; Cnidaria; Anthozoa; Malacalcyonacea; Plexauridae
Source: the annotation of a GenBank genome assembly